GUCAGCGGCGGUUGGUCAGCGCGCGCGGCGGAGCCGUUACUGAGCGGAAGGGAAAGGGAGGGGAGGAAAGCGGGAGGCGGCGGCGGCGGCUUGUGAGCUCGGUGAAGGUGAAAUACAGCACUUCUUUCACUUAUUCUGCUGCACCCUAAGAGGCAAACAUUCAAAACUGACUUUAGGUCACGUAGAUCUAGAUUUUACAGCAGCCUUGUGCUGUUUCACAGCAAAAGGAUGAGCUUGAAAUCGGAACGCAGAGGAAUCCAUGUAGACCAGUCGGAGCUGCUGUGUAAGAAGGGAUGUGGUUACUAUGGAAAUCCUGCUUGGCAAGGCUUUUGUUCCAAGUGCUGGAGAGAGGAGUACAGCAAAGCCAGACAGCAGCAGAUUCAGGGAGACCGGGAGUUCGCUGAACGACUACAACGGGAGGAGGAAGCUGCUUAUGCAAGUAGCCAAGGAGCACCAUCCCUGACUUUUUCUAAGUUUGAGGAGAAGAAGACGAAUGAGACGAAAAGGAAAGUCCAAACCGUCAAGAAAUUCUUUAGUCCAUCAUCUCGAGGUGCACAGAAAAAAGUGGCUCAAGAGAAAGCUCUUAAGCAUGGAAUAGGUGGGAGGGAGCGCAAUGCGGAUAACAUUCUCAGGGACUUGAAGGAGAUUUUUACUCCGCCCUGGGAGCUGACUACUACUACUGAAGGUAAUGCAAGUAAGAUGAGAGAAGGCCAGGAGGUCAAAGCUCCAAGUCCGUCCAUAAGCAGGCAAGCCAGCCUAGAAACAGACCGCGUUUCUAAGGACUUUAUUGAUUUCCUCAAACCCUUCCGCAGGGCUGGCCAUGAAAUCCUGAAACAGUGCAGAGCAUUCAUUGAGUCCAUGAAUAAUAAAAAGGAAAUGAAUAUUGAGGAGCAGUCUGAGUAUGUGCAGGACUUCUAUCAGAAUAUAGUGGAUCGUCUGCAGACUCAAUCCACGUUUAAAGGUUCCUCUGAACGUAUAGAGAAUGUAAUGGAUCAGAUUGAAAAAUACAUCAUGACCCGGCUGUACAAACAUGUGUUUUGUCCCGAAACUACUGAUGAUGAGAAGAAAGAUCUUGCAAUCCAGAAAAGAAUUAGGGCAUUACACUGGGUGACUCCGGAAAUGCUUUGUGUCCCAGUGAAUGAAGACAUCCCUGAAGUUAAUGACUUGGUUGUAAAGGCAAUUACAGAUGUCAUAGAAGUGGACUCCAAACGGGUUCCACGUGAAAAGCUGGGUUGCGUUACCCAGUGUAGCAAGCAUAUCUUCAAUGCCAUCAAGAUCACCAAGAACGAACCUGCUUCCGCUGAUGACUUCUUGCCCACACUUAUCUACAUUGUUUUAAAGGCAAACCCGCCUCGUUUACAGUCAAACAUUCAGUACAUAACUCGGUUCUGCAAUCCGAGCAGGCUCAUGACUGGGGAAGAUGGAUAUUACUUCACUAAUUUAUGCUGUGCAGUUGCCUUUAUUGAAAAACUGGAUGCUCAGUCUCUGAACCUGACUGAGGAAGAUUUUGAUCGCUACAUGUCUGGCCAGUCAUCCCCCAAGAAGCAGGACUCUGACACGUCCCCGGGAUUCUCGCAAAUGUACAAAAACUUAAGCCUUAUUUCACAGCUGAACGAAAAACAGGAACAAAUUAUGUCAGGUACCAAGAAGCUGGAAAAAGACCUCAUCGAUUGGAGCGAAGGUGUAAGCAAAGAUGUCCAAGAUAUUAUCGAGAAGUAUCCACUCGAUAUCAAACCACGAAGCCAGCCAGUGGCUGCCAUCGAUUCUGACAAUGUAGAAAAUGAUAAGCUUCCACCGCCUAUUGAGCCACAAGUCUUUGCUAGCUGAAGAAAACAAAAUGGAAUUGAAUGGCAAGCCCGGGACAAUGUAAAGUUCUGAGGGUUGUUUAUUGUCCCCAGAAGCUGUUUGAUAGCUGUGGUUUGGUCACAGAGAGAAUGGUAGAGUUACUGUACUUCAGCUAAAGAUGAAGGGAAAUGGUUGAAGGUAAUAAGUAUAAUUCAACUGUAAGGUUCGAGCUGGGAUUCAUAGCAUAUUAAUAUAUACCCGUUUGGCAAAGUGAGGGUUGACCUGAGAUUUCCAAGGAACAAACUAAAAUCAUCCUCUGUCUAGUUUCAUUACUAUGCAUUUUCUUCUCAGAACAGGUGGUGAAACCCAUACUCACCAUUUUGUCUCCAACAUAGAAAGUGGAGCAGAAUUACAGAAUGCAUUUCCCCAUUAGGUACUCUUGUCAUGUUGUGCAAUAAACAUCUUAUAAAAUUAAUUUUCCAAGUCAGUUCAGUAACACUAAAUGGUAUGACGUGAGAUGAGAUUUUGAUUAGGAGUGGGGGGACGCAAAUACCUUUAAGAACUUUACAAAGUGAAUUUCACACCAAGUAAUGCACAACUGUUUGUUUGGAAUAGUUCAGAGAAGAUGCUUGAUUUUAAAUGACAACUGCAGAGACAGAUUCUUGUUACAAUAUGAAAUUAUUUAGCAAUAGUACCAAGUACACUCCUGCUUCCAUUAGCUAUGGAAUUUUCCAAAUUGUGCAAAUAAUAAUUGUAUAACUCGGUUUUCUACUUUAACUGCAAGCUUGGGAUCAGUCAUUAGAAGAGCUGUUUAUAAACCUACCCUCAUUUAGAUAAGUGAAAACAUGGCGUAAACCAACAUUGAUCAAAUGACACUUGUUCAUUUGAACUGGGAGAGUUAUCCAAGUAUUUGUUUAUAAACUUGUUUAUAAACUUGUAAAAAAAAAUAAUAAAACCCGGUAGACAAUUGUGCUGCUUCAUUAUAUUCUGCAUUAAGUAAGGCUCCACAACCCCAACAUUUGUGAUGUAUGCUACACUGAGCUUUGUGUCAUCUGUGAUGAAGAACUGUAUCGGUUGCUUUGUAUCAGUUUUGUUAAUUCUGCCAGCUUUCGUUUUUUUCUUAUAAAUACAGCGGUCGUCUUUCACAAAUUCCAUUUCGCAAAGGUUUCAAUUUCCAACUGGGCUUUCUAAAGUUGCAAGUACAUCUGUAAAGAGCAGUAAGCAGUGUGGUAUGGAUUUGCACUGACAAGUGCAUGAUGCCAGUUAAUAUACAGAAUAGACUCAGAUUUCAGAAUUUCCCACAGAGGCGUUUUAAACUUUCUUCCAUACUUACUCUGCAAAGCACCUCAACAGCUAUGAAAUAAUUUGUGAUAGCGGAUUAUGUGGAAGUUCAGUAACUUAGCUUUUUUUUACUGAUCUAACUAGCCUCCUAAUAUCAGGAUCUUAAUUGUAUUAUGCAUUCCAAUUUGAUUUGGUAAACAACUUUAUAACAAAGUUACUAACUCUUUGCCUGAUUGUUCAUAACUUAGAGAACUGAGCCAUCCGAAGUGCAAGACUUGGCGUGGUUUCUAUGUGAACGCCUUCCUUCGACACAGAUAUCCUAUAAAGUUGACAUUGUUUGUGUUGGUCAGACUUCCCUUGAACAGACAUUGAAUGAAAAUGUUAGCUUUUUGUGAUCACUCACUCCACUGUUGUAGCCCUGCCUGUCAGGGUGGGAAUUCAAAAGCACAUCCUCUUUAAGCAUCUCCACCAAGAAUCCUACGAUUCUGGUAAAUCAGUGCAAUUUGUUUGUGUGUACUUUUUGCUGUGUUUUUUAAAUAUAUAGGUUAUUAAAGUCUAUGAUGAGAUGAAAA
This is a messenger RNA of Callorhinchus milii (elephant shark), 3638 nucleotides long. RefSeq names its product RAB guanine nucleotide exchange factor (GEF) 1 (gene rabgef1). Bases 229 to 1827 code for a protein of 532 amino acids. NCBI's taxonomy places the organism in Eukaryota, Metazoa, Chordata, Chondrichthyes, Chimaeriformes, Callorhinchidae. Gene Ontology annotation, biological process: vesicle-mediated transport. Gene Ontology annotation, molecular function: zinc ion binding; guanyl-nucleotide exchange factor activity; small GTPase binding. Gene Ontology annotation, cellular component: cytosol; endocytic vesicle. The record is from RefSeq and is a predicted model, not a curated record. The transcript is spliced from 12 exons.